UUAAAAAAAAAAGGAAAAUAUUCACAAAAAUAGAAAUAAUUUAUUACUUAUCUCUUCUUUUUUCUCUUUACUUUCAGAUUUCAAUAAGAACAACGGCGACAUCGAAUCCAAAAUGCCGGCUUUUUCCAGAAACCGGAAUUCGUCGGCCCGGUUGUUGGCGGACAGCGCGGAGGCAGAGCGACGGCUGCGUGAGGCGGAGGAGCGAUUGAGGGAAGCCAUAGAGGAGCUCCAGAGGCGUCAGAGGAAGGUGGCGAGUGAUGAUGACGACCCGCCAUGCGACCACGCCGAUGACUCCUGCAUGGCCAAUGCCAUUGGCAAUCUUUGCCAAAGCUUUCUCCUUUCUUAUGGUGUUAGAGUAGGUAUCGGGAUUCUUCUUCGCGCUUUCAAGCUCGCCAGAGGACAGUCGUAUUCUUCGCUUCUUGAUCUCAAGCAACUUGUCUCAGAGAAAGAUUUGAUUGUGAGAGAGGAAGCAUGCCGCAUUGGUUUACUUUUUGGUGGCUUCACAGGAUCAUACCAUGCGCUUAGGUGUUUACUAAGAAAGCUGAGAAAGAAAGAGACGCCAGUGAAUGCAAUUUUAGCAGGUUCAAUUGCGGGGUUGUCUAUUUUGGCUUUGGAUGAUUCAAGCCGAAGGCGUACACUUGCACUGUAUCUUUUGGCUAGAGUAGCCCAGUGUGCUUAUAAUUCUGCAAAGUCAAAAAAUAAGUUUCACUUCUGGGGAAGCCAUUGGAGGCAUGGCGACUCUCUGCUCUUUGCUUUAGCAUGUGCCCAGGUUAUGUAUGCCUUUGUGAUGCGUCCUGAAAGCUUGCCAAAAUCAUAUCAAGAUUUCAUUCAGAAGACUGGUCCUGUUGCAGCUCCCGUAUAUAAAGCUGUAAGGGAAAACUGUAGAGGUGGUCCAGUGAAUGUAGCAUCUAUAUCAGCCUACUUAUAUAGCCGAGGGAAGUUCAAUAAUGUGAAGUUGAAAGAGUUCCCGUCUAUUAUUCCUUGUUCUGUUAUUCAUCCAGGCACAAAUUCUUGUCUAGCCCACAAUGCUCAGGCAGCAUCGGCUACAUUCAAGAAAACAUUUCCUCUAUACUUCUCUUUGACAUUUGUGCCAUUUGUUGUUCUGCACUUACAAAAGUUUAUGGAGACCCCUGCUCGUACUUGUUGGCUUGCUGUUAAAGGUGCUGUUCGAUCAACAUCUUUCUUGUCUGCAUUUGUUGGAAUUUUUCAGGCAGUUAUAUGCAUGCAUAGGAAGAUUGCAUCAAAAGACCACAAGUUGGUAUAUUGGGUUGCUGGUGCUUUAUCAGGCCUUUCUGUAUUACUGGAGAAAAAAGCUAGACGCAGUGAACUUGCUUUAUAUGUUCUUCCACGAGCUGGAGAAUCAUUAUGGUAUAUUUUAGUGAACCGGCACCUGCUUCCUGAUGUUAAAAAUGCUGAGGUGGCCUUGUUUUGCGCAUGCAUGGGAGGAAUCAUGUACUACCUAGAAUAUGAGCCGGAUACCAUGGCCCCAUUCCUUAGAGGUCUAAUCCAUCGCUUCUUGGCCAGCAGAAUAAGCAAUCCUGGCCCUUUAUCUAAUCGGACAGUGUCCUACACCUACUUGCUGGCUCUCGAUGCCAUGAAGAAGCCAAAACUACAGGACAACCGAGAGGUUGAAACUUCAACUCCUAAAGAAUACAACCUUGAAUCCAUACAGGGGCUCUAAGCUUGUUUUCGUUGCUUAUCUUAUCACCCCUGAAAUUUCAGUCAACCACCCAUUCUUUGCAAUUUAUAUUCACUUUUUUGCUAAACGUAUUAGUAGACCAUUACACGGGGAUUAGAAAUGAUUCAAUGCCUCUUAAGGCAAAUAACUCAAAUAGAGGGAUUUAUUUCUGGUCCUAGUGUAGGAUCUCUCAAGACUUCAUGUGUACUCAGCACUUCCCCAUGGGAACAGCCAUUGUUGAUGAAGUGAGGAAGAAAUGAUAUGAUGAUUAAUGUAAAGAUUAUACGAAGGAUGUGCCUUUUGCCCUCUCUAUAUAACACCAGUUGCAGUCUAUUCCACGGUUCAUCUUGCUUAACGACCAAGGAUUUUUUUUUUUUUUAAGAAUUCUACACACCUGAAGGCUGAUUAUAAUGUUGAUU
Durio zibethinus is the source of this 2097-nucleotide messenger RNA. RefSeq lists its product as uncharacterized. The record is from RefSeq and is a predicted model, not a curated record. Lineage: Eukaryota; Viridiplantae; Streptophyta; Magnoliopsida; Malvales; Malvaceae.